Molecule: messenger RNA, 3250 nt
Organism: Chlorocebus sabaeus (green monkey)
Lineage: Eukaryota; Metazoa; Chordata; Mammalia; Primates; Cercopithecidae
Gene: FAM177B
Product: family with sequence similarity 177 member B
Source: RefSeq, a predicted model, not a curated record
GCAAAAAAUAAAAAAUUCGCUGAGUGUGGUGGUACGUGCAGUGAACCAUAGUCAUGCCACUGCACUCCAGCCUGGGCGACAGAGUGAGGCCCUGCCUCAAAAAAAAUAAAAUGACAGAUACAUUUGCAUCAAUUGUUUUAUGCUUCAUGGGUUCAUUAAAUAUUCAACACUCCUUGACUUGUUCAGUUUCUACUUAUGUUUAUUGGUACCUAUCACUUCUUAACCUCAAAGGAUUUUGAUUGGCCUGUUUAUGUCUCAUGCUUAGUAAAAUCCAACAUGAUGCAGUAUUUGUACUAUGGUAUGCUAAGCUAAAGAGUUUAUCAUUGUACAAUAAUCUGUAGAAAACUUUAUUCCUUGCAAACUUGAGGCAGCACUUUUAGCGUUGUAUAAAUGCAUGCAGAAAUAAAACCAUAUGCAGAAUUCUUUUAGAAUUAGAGUAAUCAUGCUUUAGAAAAUACUGCCUUUCUUAUCUCUUAAUGUGUGUAAAAUAAACUUGGAAUAUCACUUUGGGUUACCAUAAGUUUGUAUCUAAAGAUUUUAUUUGACAUUUGAAUAAUUUGUUUAAAAUUUAAAUUUUUAUUUAAGAGUGUUGUAAUAAUAAAGGGAUCAAAAUAGUUAAUCUGGAAGGGGAGUUGACAAAUUAUAAAACAUAAAACUAUAUUUGUGCAUAUUCAAAAAGCCAGAGCUAUCAUAUCAGCAAUUUAAUGUAUCUAAUGCUUGUGAUUUUCUUGAGGUUGGUAGAAGCUUACAUAGUCACUUUCAGAGCACUCCCCUGAGAUGUCAGACUUGAAUUUGCUUCUCUAAUGCAGAGCUUCUCAAGUGGUUUGUCUCGAGGCCUUCUGGGUGGCUAGCUGGGCAGCACUUAAGGUGGCUGGAGCUCCCAGGCUGGUCGCCUCCAGAAUUCCAAACAAUUUUCUCUAUGUGCCAUGAUGUAAAAAAUGUUGGGAAACACUACAGAGGGACAGGCAUGCAGGCAGUGGGUUGCAUGUGUGUGGUUUAAUACUGAAAAUAAGGAUACAAAAAUCCUGCCAGGUGAUGCUCUGUAAUUCUCAAGGAACAGCAGUGAUUUAUUUCACAUUUUUCCUCACUCUGCCCUUGCCCCUGACACACACACUGCAAGUCACUGAUUGGAGCAGGCCAGUUCCCUCAGGCAAAGGGGCCUAGAGAAAUGUCAGUGAAUACUGUGCUGUGAAACUGCAUCCUGAGGUGCACAGUGGGGCUUUGGCUCUCCUGUCACCAGGGGUUUGACCUUCAGCCACCUCAGGAAGAAGGAAAGGUGGAAGCAGGAAGGGGGACCGGCAGCUCUGGGCAAGCAACGCUCAUUAGCUCCAGUGUAAUGAUGCAACGUCAGUUCUCAGCUGAAUGUUAGCAUAGUCCAUUUGAAAACAUUUUCUAGAUCAAUGAAAAUGGCCAAGAACUCUAGAAAAAUGUUUAAGUGUUAUAUACUUAAAAUAGUAUAUUUGCUUAUUGAAACUAAAUGCCAAGAUGUAGAACUAGUGUGUUAUUUUCUUGAUACAGAUUACAAUGCUGUGUUUCAGUGAAGGAGCUAAUUAAAAUGAAAUGAUUCGUACAUAGAUGUAAUCAGAAAAAUCUUAAAUGAAGAUAGUCAUUUCUAAAGCAGAAAAGAAAGACAGUUACAAGCCUGCUCUUAUUUUUCCAAUCUGUUAUAUACUUCCUCCCACCCAUUAACAUUAACUACAUGUAUGAUUCAUUUGUUAAACAAAUACUGAGUUCCAGCUAUGUGUAAGGCAUUGUAGGGGCAGAAGAUACAGCAGUGAACAUAACAGGUAAAACCCUCCCCUUCUGCCAAGGAGCGGGACAGGGAGGAGAGCGAAGACAGAGAUACGUGGAAUAUGAAGUGUUCAGCGUUGAAAUAUCCAAGAGGAUUUCCUGGCAGAUUUGAUGUGAGGUGUGAUUAAAGAAGAGCCAAGAAUGACUUUAGUGUAGUUGACCUAAUCAACUGGAAGUUGCCAUUUAUUGAGAUGAGAAGGCUGCUAGAAGAGUAGAGUUGUUUUGUUUCAUUAUGGAGAUAGACGGUUUCCAGCAGUUAGACCUAGAGAAGAGUGUACCUUCCAAAAAGACUACUCCUAAAAGGAUUAUCCAUUUUGUUGACGGAGACAUCAUGGAAGAAUAUAGCACAGAGGAGGAGGAGGAAGAGGAAAAAGAGGAACAGAGCACAAAUUCAACACUUGACCCUUCUAAACUUUCCUGGGGACCCUACCUGCGAUUUUGGGCAGGACGGAUAGCAAGCACCUCAUUUUCUACAUGUGAAUUCCUUGGUGGAAGAUUUGCUGUCUUCUUCGGUCUUACUCAACCCAAAUAUCAGUAUGUGUUAAAUGAGUACUAUAGGAUACAAAACAAGAAAAGUGACAACGAAAGUGAAGGGAAUGGAUCAAAGACCCAGGCAGCUGAGGUUCCUAAUGAAAAGUGUCACUUGGAGGCUGGGGACCGAGAGUAUGGAACCAUACAACAGGACACAGCAGAAGCCAUUUCUCAGUGAAGUACCUCAUCCAGGGAAGGUCUGGUGGCAGAUUCUAGCUCAUGAUGGCAGCAAAGACUAUAGUUUCCCUGGAUCUCUGUUCCUUGGCCAUUGAUUACCAUGGCAACACCACCAGAGGUAGCACUUCUGAGCCAGAUCUGAUCCUAAUCUCCGUGUAACUUAGUCUCAAGCAUCCAGGAAUUACAAGCAAUAAUGAGAGUAAUUUUUGACACUUUCUCAGAAUAAUUUUUAUAUGCAAGCCACCCCACCUCGACUCCACCCCAGUGAUACAAGUACAAUGAGUACUGAUAUUUGCAUAGUAGCAUAAAGGCCUUAAGGAACUUUGGGACUGGGAGUUUUUGGCUGAAAUCCUCUGUCAUGGGAUGAGGGUACAGUAAAGAAGCUCUAUUCCUCAGAAGAAAAUUUGGGCACCACAAAGUCUAAAUAAAUCCCCUUUCAGGGUUUGACAUAGGUGUGUACUUCCAACAACCAUCCUGGCUUAGUUGGGGAUUGCUUUACAAUAAGUAAACAUUGCUAAUAGCUCUGUUAUAAGAUCAUUAUCAAGAUCUUUGAGAAUCAGGUACAUCCCUCCAAAUUAAAACAAUCAAUAAAUAAUAUGCGCUCUAGAAAAAAUAUUUUCAAUGGAUUAUUUUCUUAUUCAUUUGUCAAGAAAUUUUCAAAACCUGGAAAGAUCAAACAUGGAAAUCAUUGUUAGAUAACACAGGGUGUGUCAGCCAAAGUAACUGUGAUACAUUAAUAGUAAAAAACAAA